Messenger RNA from Cherax quadricarinatus, 6497 nucleotides. RefSeq lists its product as uncharacterized. Gene Ontology annotation, biological process: protein peptidyl-prolyl isomerization. NCBI's taxonomy places the organism in Eukaryota, Metazoa, Arthropoda, Malacostraca, Decapoda, Parastacidae. Gene Ontology annotation, molecular function: peptidyl-prolyl cis-trans isomerase activity. The record is from RefSeq and is a predicted model, not a curated record.
AGGAGAACAUCAGAGAGAUUCUAGAGGUGGUGAUCACAGAGAUAGAGGCCAGAGCUUCCCCUGUCUACCUAGGAGACUCAACACCCACCAUUAUGGAUAAAGUUGCAAAAAUUACUGGAUCAGUUUCUGUAGAUAAGUUAAAUGUUGAACAUCUCCGCAGGAUUAGUGAGCCUGUCAAGAAACUGGUUGAGGCUGGACUGGUGUUGGCUAUCCAGCAAGACCAAGAUGGCCUCCGCUCGUCCAAGAUAAGUUUAGAGAAUGGAAAGCUAUAUCUCCACACACUUUUAUACCAGCCCCUGUCAGCCCAUGCCCGCACCAUCCAGCUCAGUGAAGUUAUGGAUGAGUUGGACUCUUCUUCCACUCUGGCAUUUCUGGACCUGGGUUGGGCUGGAGCAACACGAGGACGGAUACACAUCCGACUACGUCCCAGCACUGGGCUUGCUAGACAGUUUGUUUUAAUGUGUACAGGUCAGCAAGGUCCCACCUAUGCAAACACUAAACUUGUAAGUGUUGGGUACAAAAGUCGUCCAGGGGAGUAUGUCGCUGGUGGAGACUACCAGUAUAAUGAUGGACGGGGAGGAACACCUCUGCUGUUUGAUCUUCUGGGUGAAUACCGCAGGUCAGGCAGUGCAGGUGCAGUGUGGUCACCACGACAGCUUGGUGAUCUAAGUACCCAGUUCUGCAUCAUCACUAGGGACCGCACAGAUGGCCACCAGUGGGGUGAUGUCUUCGGUGAAGUAGAGAAUGGUCUUGAUGUGCUGAAGGCUGCAGUCAAACUUAGAAACAUUAAUGAAGUGACUGUGGUUGAUUGUGGCCUUGUGCUGACUCUAUAGUUCACUCUCCUGUCACUCCUACAUGGCACCAGUAGUUUUCAAAAAGAAACUAAGCAGCUUCCUGCUACAAAUGCUAGAUCAGCUAGAUUUUCAUACUUAUAUGGGUCUGUGGACUGCUAGCACCAACAGCCUGGUUAAUUAGCAAGGCUGUCAACAGGAAAGCCUAAUCCCAGGCUGGCUGCAGGGGUAGAAGAGCUCCCAAAACUAGUCACAGGUUAGAGACACCUAGCACAACCAUAGGUAACAAGUACAGUGGACCCUGCCUUACGAUGGCAUCACGUUACAUUAAAUCCGCCAUAUGAUGCAUUUGAACGCAAAAGUUUUGCCUCACCUCACGAUGAAAAACUCACCUCACGUCAUUCGUCUGGGACGCAUCCCACGUGUGGCCUCAAUGCAUACAUUUGGUACAUUUCACAUUAUCCCAUUGUUUUUAGUGCUUGUAACUACAAAAUAAGUCACCAUGGACCCAAAGAAAGCUUCUAGUGCCAUCCCUGUGGUAAAAAGGGCGAGAAUUAGUAUGGAAUUGAAAAAAGAGAUUAAGGAAAUGUGUGCAAAGUGGGUUGAAGUGCAAACCUUUAAGGAUGAAAAUCGCCCUCACACAGCUAUUGCAAGCCGUGCUGGUGACUAUUACAAUGACAAUGUUGUAUGGAUAGAUUUGUUGUACGACAGAGGUCCAGUGACUCUCAAGCUGGUCCUAGUGGCAUUAAAAGAAGAAGGGAAGUAGCCCCAGAAAAAGACUUGCUACCUCAAGUCCUAAUGGAAGGGGAUUCCCCUUCUAAACAGUAACUUCCACAUUCUCCCCUCCUCCCAUCCCAUCAGUCAUUAUCAGAUCUUCAUUACAGGUAAGUGUCAUGUAUUCUAUUCGUAGUAGAGUAGUAACUGUGCAUGUCUUUAUCAGUUUGUGUGUAUUAAAAUUAAUAUUUCAUGUAAAAAAUUUUUUUUCCAUACUUUGGGGUGUCUUACAUGGAUUAAUUUGAUUUCCAUUAUUUCUUAUGGGGAAAAUUAAUUCGCCUUACGAUAAUUUCAGCCAAAAUCUGAAGUGGUGCUCCAGUGUUGAAGAAAUUUUGAAAAAAAAAAAAAAUAUUUUUUCUUAUAAAAUUAAAGAUAAUGUUUUUGUGAAGGUAAUGAAACAAAAAAAAAUUCUGAUCAGUACUUACCGAGAUACAGCGGCGGGAAGUUGACCCAAAAUGACCCGGUGGCGGCAACAUCAGUGACUUCCGCAAAAUCACAUUUUUUUAUUUUACGUUUUUUAUACUUUUUUCUUUUCUUUUCUAAUUUUUUUUCUUUUUCUAGUAACAUUUGUGGCCUGUGAGACCAGUAUAAUGCAUAUUGUAUAAGUGUACACUCAUUGUAUUCAACACAAUAACUGCACUAAUUUGUUUAUCAUUAUAUUGCUUACAUAACUUGUUUACAAGUUUAUUGUAAACAAAAUGAUGAAAAUAUUAGUGUGGUUAUUGUGUUGAAUACAAUGGUACCAUAUAGUACAAUGGUGGCAUAGGGUGCACUGGUACUAUAUGGUACAAUGGCAUCAUAUGAUACAAUGGUACCAUAUGAUACAAUGGUACCAUAUGGUAGAAUAUGGUACAAUGGCACCAUUUGGUACAGUGGUAUCAUAUGAUACAAUGGUAACAUAUGGUGCAAUGGUACCAUAUGGUGCAAUGGUACCAUAUGGUACAUUGUACCAUACAGUACAAUGAUACCAUAUGGUUCAUUGUACCAUAUGGUACUAUAUGGUACUCUUGUAUUCAACACAAUAAACACACUAAUAUUUUCAUCUUUAUUUUGUUUACAAUAAUUGUUUACAACAAAAAUAUGCAAAAAUGUUGUAUAUUAGUAAUGUUCUAUUAUAUAUUUACAAAUGUACAGUAACUCGACACAAGUUACUUGAGGUGGAUGACAGAGCGCUUUGUCUUGGUAACUGCUGAGUCAGUAGCUAGCUUGCAUCGCCACUCACUCAGUCUUGGCUGGUUCCUGGAGCCACCAAAACGUCCUGUUGACCAUUUGGUACAUGAUAAUAUAUGUUACAGGGUACCAUAUGGUACACUGUACUGUAUGGUAUAAGGUACCAUACAGUACAGGAUAACAUAUAGUACAGGAUAACAUAUGGUGCAGGGUACCAUAUGGUACAGGGUACCAUAUGGUACAGGGUACCAUAUGGUGCAGGGUACCAUAUGGUGCAGGGUACUAUAUGGUGCAGGGUACAAUAUGGUACAGUACACCAUAUGGUACAGAUACAGGGAUCCCUAUGGAAAUAAAUCACCCUGACUUUUUUGGGUUAUCCUAGGAUUCUAUACAUAUGCUGCUAUGUAUGAUAAUCUAUGUAACUGUAUUUGUGUACACCUGAAUAAACUUACUCAAGGGCACGUGGCAUCGUAAGUAAGUUUAUUUAGGUAUACACAAAUAAAGUUGCAUAUAAUAUCAUCUUCCUGGCCUGCUAGUGUACUCGCAUAUAAUCUAGUGAUACCAGUGAAUAGCAGAAUACAGUGCUGUAGUAGCAACUAACCAGUAUUAUAAUGGUACUUAGUGGAGUGGAGUGACUUUCAUUAGUUUCUUUUUCUUGAAAUACCAGACGUUACUGUGAAUUUCAUAUAACCUGUAGUUACCAGCGGUCGCAAUAUACACAACGAGAAGCAAUUAUUACUACAGAAAAAGCGUCCCUCCUCCAAAAUUUCCACCAGUCAACUAUAGUGAUAAUAUAGCAUUUAUUGUGGUGGAGGCCAAAAAGAAAAACUAGAAAAGCUAGAUACAGCGAUUGAUAAACAAGGGUUGAGGCUCGACCGUUCGUCACUGUAGGAGUUGCCAGCAGUCACCGGUUUCUUCAACACGCAAGUUAUACUUUUGUAUCAAUCAAAUAACAUAUUACUCGGGUAAAAUUUUCCAGUAGAUCCUUCAUGUGUUAGCCCAAAUCACCGACCAGUAUGUUUUAAAUAAGUGACCCACUGAUCAGAUCAGACUGGCUCCGAACCCUCGACUGGACCGAACCCUCGACUGGUCGAACCCUUGGCCGGUUUCAAAUGGAUUCGUUGGACAAUAAAGCAGAGUGUAAACGGACGGGGUUGUAGGCGCCCUUAUAAACACGAACAAUAAAUAUUUAUUUAUUUAUUUAUUUAGAAAUUUUAGCAUACAUACAGAGGUACAAAAAAAAUACAGGUAAGAGCAGCAUGCCAAAGCCACUUAUAUGCAUAGCAUUACGGGCUGGCUUAAAAUUAACUUAAGAUUAACUAAGCAAUGAUGAAAUAAGUGAUAAGACAUUAUUGUAAACAGAUAUCUAUAAAGCACAAAUGAGUAUUACAAAGACAGGUCAUAUAAGAACAUAAAAAAGGAGGAACACUGCAGCAGGCCUGUUGGCCCAUACUAGGCAGGUCCUUUACAAUUCAUCCCACUAACAAGCAUUUGACCAACCCAAUUUUCAAUGCUACCCAAGAAAUAAGCUCUGAUAUGCAAGUCCCACUCAAAUCCAACCCCUCCCACUCAUGUACUUAUCCAACCUAAAUUUGAAACUACCCAAAGUCCCAGCCUCAAUAACCCAACUAGGUAGACUGUUCCACUCAUCAACUACCCUAUUUCCAAACCAAUACUUUCCUAUGUCCUUUCUAAAUCUAAACUUAUCCAACUUAAAUCCAUUACUGCGGGUUCUCUCUUGGAGAGAUAUACUCAAGACCUUGUUAAUAUCCCCUUUAUUAAUACCUAUCUUCCACUUAUACACUUCGAUCAGGUCUCCCCUCAUUCUUCGUCUAACAAGUGAAUGUAACUUAAGAGUCUUCAAUCUUUCUUCAUAAGGAAGAUUUCUAAUGCUAUGUAUUAAUUUAGUCAUCCUACGCUGAAUGUUUUCUAACGAAUUUAUGUCCAUUCUGUAAUAUGGAGACCAGAAUUGAGCUGCAUAAUCUAGGUGAGGCCUUACUAAUGAUGUAUAAAGCUGCAGUAUGACCUCUGGACUUCUGUUGCUUACACUUCUUGAUAUAAAUCCCAGUAAUCUAUUUGCCUUAUUACGUACGUUUAGGCAUUGCUGUCUUGGUUUAAGGUUUCAGCUUACCAUAACCCCCAAGUCCUUUUUGCAAUCUGUAUGGCUAAGUUCUACAUUAUUUAACUUAUAAGUGCUAGGGUUAUGGACACUCCCGAGCUUCAGAACCUUGCAUUUAUCUUCAUUGAACUGCAUCUGCCACUUUUCUGACCAAGAGUAGAGUUUGUCUAAAUCCUCCUGAAGUUCCCUAACAUCUACGUUUGAAUCAAUUAUCCUACCUAUCUUCGUGUCAUCGGCAAAUUUGCUCAUAUCACUAGUAAUUACUUCAUCAAGAUCAUUGAUAUAUAUUAUAAACAACAACGGGCCCAAGACUGAUCCCUGUGGAACGCCACUUGUUACUGAUCCCCACUCAGAUUUAACCCCAUUUAUGGACACUCUUUGCUUCCUGUCUGUGAGCCAUGAUUCGAUCCACGAGAGCACCCUUCCCCCAAUGCCAUGAGCUGCUACUUUCUUCAACAGUCUUUGGUGCGGAACUCUAUCAAAUGCCUUACUAAAAUCUAAGUAAAUAAUAUCAAAUUCUUUAUCGUGGUCAACAGCCUCAAAAGCUUUACUGAAGAAAGUUAAUAAAUUAGUUAGACAAGACCAGCCUCUUGUGAAUCCAUGCUGAGGAUCAUUAAUCAAGCUAUGCUUAUCGAGAUGGCUUCUUAUAAUCUCAGCUAUAAUUGACUCUAGUAAUUUGCCUACAAUUGAGGUCAGGCUUAUUGGGCGGUAAUUUGACAGUGACGACUUGUCCCCUGUUUUAAAAAUAGGAAUUACAUUAGCCAUCUUCCACAUAUCAGACACUACACCUGUUUGAAGAGAUAAAUUAAAAAUAUUAGUUAAUGGUUCACAGAUUUCCCAUUUUGCAUUCCUUUAGAACCCUUGAAAAAACCUCAUCAGGACCUGGUGACUUAUUUUGCUUCAGUCGGUCUAUCUGCUUCACAACCAUUUCACUAGUGACUGUGAUGUUACAUAAUUUAUCUUCUUCUGAUCCACUAUAAAAAUUAAUUACCGGAAUAUUAUUAGUGUCUUCCUGUGUAAAAACCGAGAGAAAAUAAUUAUUUAAAAUCGAGCACGUUUCAUUCUCUUUGUCAGUAAGAUGCCCAUAGUUAUUUUUAAGGGGACCUAUCUUAUCUCUGACUUUUGUUCUAUAGACCUGGAAAAAACGUUUUGGGUUAGUUUUAGAAUCCCUAGCAACUUUAAUUUCAUAGUCCCUUUUAGCUUUUCUUAAUGUCCCUCUUAAUGUCAAUAUACUGAUUCAUAAGAUGACCCUCGCCUCUUUUGAUACGCCUAUAAAUUCCUUUCUUAUGCCCUAGUAGAUAUUUCAGCCUAUUAUUCAUCCAUUUUGGGUCAUUUCUAUUUGAUCUAAUUUCCUUGUAAGGGAUAAACAUUCUUUGAGCAGCAUGUAUUGUGCUCAGAAAACUGUCAUAUUGAUAGCUCUCUUCGUUACCCCAGUCAACAGAUGAUAAGUGUUCUCUAAGCCCAUCGUAAUCUGCUAAGCGAAAAUCUGGGACUGUUACUGAGUUAUCCCUACUAUCAUACUUCCAUUCAAUUCUAAAUGUAAUUGAUUUGUGGUCGCUAGCACCCAGUUCCUCAGAAACUUCUAAAUUAUUAACAAGGGAUUCAUUGUUUGCCAGAACUAAGUCAAGCAGGUUAUUACCCUU